AUAGUGGAGAUGGGCGAGGCUUCAGUUGAGAGGCGUAGCUGAAACUGGUCUCUCUUGUAUGUGGGAGAGUAUUCCUUCUGUUCCUGUCACGACUAUGUUUUUCAAGUAUUUAAUGAGUGCCUAACACAGUCACAAAUGGCUGAAGUAAUUCCCGUCGGCUCCCCCUUGCUCUUGCCAUCCGUCAUGAACGCCAUCUUCCAGGCUCCGGAGGACUCGGGCACCGCCGCUGCUAGUCCUCCCACGGACCCUCAGAGCGGGGAGGACUACUUGUUUCUGGAAACCACGCAUCCCAACACAGUCCUGCGGGGCCUGAACAGCAUGCGGCUUAACAAAGCCUUCUGUGAUGUGACUCUGUGCUGUGGAGGACAGGAGUUCCCUUGCCAUCGCAUUGUACUUGCAUCCUUUAGCUCCUACUUCCAGGCAAUGUUUUCUGCUGACUUGCUGGAGUCCAAGCAGGAACGUGUKGCCAUUAAUGGAGUUGAGCCCCAGAUGAUUGGCAAGCUGGUGGCCUAUGCCUAUACAUCUCAGAUCUUCAUCACUAAAACAAACGUACAAGCACUUCUGGCAGCGGCCAAUUUAUUGGACGUGAUGGCUGUUCGAGAGGCUUGCUGUCACUUCAUGGAGCGUCAGAUGGACGAGGCAAACUGUGUGGGAAUUCACUGCUUUGCUGAGGCCCAUUCCUGUAAGGUGCUGGAGAAACGCAGUAUGGAGUACAUUCUGGAGAACUUCAGCACUGUUUAUCAGCAGGAAGAGUUCUUGUCUCUCUGUGUGGACAAACUUACAGAAAUCAUCUCUAGCGACCUUCUCGAUGUUCCUAAAGAGGAGAUGGUGUUUGAGGCCGUCAUGCUGUGGUUGAAUAAAUGUCCUUCUCGCAAACAGGGGUUUGAAAAGGUGCUCGAGCACAUUCGCCUGCCUCUCAUCAGCCCUUACUACCUCCACGACCUAAUUGAGUCUUUAGAUGUCGUAAAAGAGAACCAGGCUUGUCAGAAGCUCAUUUCUGAGGCCAAGGACUACCUGCUGCUGAAGGAUCGCCGAGGAGAGCUCUACAGCUCCCGAGCAAGGCCACGAAGAUCCACAGGUACAGGAACUGUCGCGGUAAUAGUAACUGUUGGCGGAGAAGACGACAAGGUGGUGCUGCGUAGUGUCGAGAGUUUUGAUCCCACGACAAACAUUUGGAAGAACCUAGCGUGCCUUCCCUUUGCGGUCAGCAAACAUGGGCUUGUCGUCUCAGACUCGACUCUGUAUUUGGCGGGGGGAGAGUUUCCUGAUGGCUCRGCAAGCAGAGAGAUGUGGCGUUAUGACCCCUGCUUCGACUCCUGGAUGGAGAUGGCUCCCAUGAAUGUAGCUCGCUCCGAGUUGGGUCUAGUCAUGCUGGACGGCUUCGUUUACGCCGUCGGCGGAUGGGAGGGCCGAGGUCGUCUGGACUCGGUGGAGUGCUACAAUCCUCACACAAACUCCUGGCAGUUCACGCCGUCAGUAAAAAUGGCCGUUACCAGUCCUGCAGUGGUGGCYCUGGAUGGUCUGCUAUAUGUUACUGGGGGUGCAGUUCUUGAAGAUGGAGACGGCACCGACCUUGCCCAAGUUUACAACCCAAAAACCGCAGUGUGGACUGAGGUCGCUCCAAUGCAGAUUGCACGCUCGGGUUCAGCUGCUUGUACGCUCAAAGGAAAGCUUUACAUUAUAGGUGGAUGGCAUGCCUCUACAGAGAACACCGAUAAAGUCGAGUGUUUCAACCCAAAGACCAACCAGUGGACWAUGUGCGCUCCAAUGAAGGAACGCCGCUACCGGCCAGGGGCGGCUGUAGUGGACGGAAAGAUUUACGUCUUAGGAGGCGAAGAGGGUUGGGACAGAUAUCAUGACACUAUUGAGCGGUACUGUGAAGAAACUGAUUCUUGGGAGAUUGUUGGGGAAAUGCCUACCAGUCGCAGCUGGCUCAGCUGUGCAUCUCUCCAGCUGAGGAAGAAUGUCCACAUAUGCAGCCGUCCUGGUACACCAAGCGAAAAUUAAAAUGGGACAAUGAAGGGAGACCCUGCUGUGGUUUUUAAACUUUUGCACACUUAAUGUCAGCAGUGUUCCAUCAUGUGUUGAGGCUUCUCGACCAGGAAGCCUGAAGGAGUUGACAAAAUAGUGAAUUUUCCUGUGGGAUCUUGACAAAAAUGCCUUAUGGAGUUAGCCUGGGACACUUUGGUUCCUCCGGGAUAUUUUCUUACAGGAUCUCAAGUUACUGCGACCCACAGUCUAGCCUGCAGUUGGAACUCGUGCUCUGUUCAAUGUUGAUGUGUUUAAGGCACCCUUGUUAUGUCUGGGCACCUCAAACUGAAGAUGUUCCUGCCCAACAUAGUGUAUUUUUCUAUUGUAAUGUAUUUUGGAGAUAACCAGUCUAAAGAUGGUAAACUUCUGUGGAAUUUAUUAUAUUGUGAAUAUUUUUAAAUCUUGCCUGUGGGAGAAAAAAAUAACCUGUGAGCAGUGUGUUGAAAUUGAACUUUGUUCUUUAAAAUGAUUGUCUUUUCAACCUGUGAUGUGUAGAAUAUAUUUUUGUAAUGAGUCCUUCAUGUUGGUGAAUUUAUGUAGUUCAUUUACAGUGAAUAAAUUGCUUUAUUAAAAAUG
Poecilia reticulata (guppy) is the source of this 2607-nucleotide messenger RNA. RefSeq names its product kelch-like protein 24. The record is from RefSeq and is a predicted model, not a curated record. Gene Ontology annotation, molecular function: protein binding. Lineage: Eukaryota; Metazoa; Chordata; Actinopteri; Cyprinodontiformes; Poeciliidae.